CCGCCGCCGCCGCCGCCCCGGGACCAGACACCAUGUCCAUCCACAUCGUUGCCUUGGGAAAGGAGGGAGAAGGGUUGCCGCAGGACCCCCGCCGGGCAGGCCUCAUCUGGACCUAUCUGGGGAGAAGCGCCCUGGUCUCAGAGGCCGAGAGCAGCUUGUUGCUGAACCCCGCCAACUCCGUCGCGCAUCCCGUAUUUACCGAGUACCAAGCCUGUGUGUUUGGCAAUGUCAGACUGGUGGUCCACGACUGUCCCAUCUGGGACAUUUUUGACAGUGAUUGGUAUACUUCUCGAAAUCUUAUUGUUGGAGCCGACAUCAUCAUAAUUAAAUACUCUGUAAAUGACAAGUCAUCAUUUCAAGAAGUAAAAGAUAGCUAUAUUCCAGUGAUAAAAAAAGCAUUAAGCCAUUGCUCAGUUCCAGUAAUAAUUUCUGCUGUUGGGGUAAGACAAAACGAAGAAUUACCUUGUACUUGCCCGUUGUGUACCUCUGACAGAGGUACCUGUGUCACUGCUUCUGAAGGAAUCCAGCUGGCUAAAGAUCUCGGAGCUACUUACCUUGAACUGCACAGCCUCAAUGACUUCUAUGUAGGAAAAUAUUUUGGAGGAGUGUUGGAAUAUUUUAUGAUUCAAACCUUGAAUCAGAAGUCAUCUGAAAAAAUGAAGAAAAGGAAAAAAAGUGGCAAGUGUCAUGGAAUUAGACCACCUCAGCUUGAACAGCCAGAAAAGAUGCCUGUCUUAAAGGGGGAAGCCUCACAUUAUAACUCGGAUUUACACAACUUGCUGUUCUGCUGCCAAUGUGUUGACGUAGUAUUUUACACUGAAGACUUGAAGGAAGUAGCAGAAGCCCACAAGGUUGUCCUGUGCUCCGUAAGCAAUGUGUUCAUGUUGCUGUUCAACGUGAAGAGUCCCGCCGACGUCCAGGAUUCCGUGGUCAUUCGGACGGCCCAGGAUCUCUUUGAAGUGGCCGUCGAGACUGCUUUUCCAGUAGCUAGCAGAGGGCUACCAUGCAACCCACCAGUAAGAGUCAUUGUUAAAGACUCCCUCUUCUGUUCUUGUUUAUCAGACAUUCUGCACUUCAUUUAUUCAGGUGCUUUUCAAUGGGAAGAAUUGGAAGAAGAUAUUAAGAAGAGAUUGAAAGACCCUGGGAAUGUUCUAGGUGUACUUGAGAAAGUGAAAUGCAUUUUGAAAGUUCCAGGAAAGGUAAACUGCCUGAAGAACUGUAGAUCCUUUCAGUCCAAAAGACCCCUGUGGUUUUAUAAUACUUCUCUCAGGUUUUUCUUUAAUACGCCGAUGCUAGCUGAUGUUAUCUUCAAAAUUCAAGGCGCAACUGUUCCAGCCCACAGGGCUGUCUUAGUGGCCCGCUGUGAGGUCAUGGCAGCUAUGUUUAAUGGGAAUUAUAUAGAAGCCAAUAGUUUCCUGGUUCCAGUGUAUGGGGUUUCCAAAGAAACUUUCCUCUCCUUCCUAGAAUACCUGUAUACCGACUCCUGCUACCCAGCUAGCAUCCUGCAGGCCAUGUCUCUCCUGAUUUGUGCUGAGAUGUACCAGGUGUCUAGACUACAACAUAUCUGUGAGCUGUCUAUCAUUACCCAGCUACAGAGUAUGCCAAGUAGGGAACUGGCCUCCACAAGCCUCAGCGUCGUCAGCUUACUCAAAAAAGCCAAGUUUCACAACUCUGAUUGCCUCUCAACUUGGCUCCUACAUUUUAUUGCCACUAACUACCUCAUCUUCAGUCAAAAGCCUGAAUUUCAAGAUCUUUCAGCAGAAGAACGCAGUUUUGUCGAGAUGCACCGAUGGCCAUCCAACAUAUACUUGAAACAGCUCGCAGAAUACAGGAAAUAUGUUCACUCCCGGAAAUGCCGUUGCACGGUCAUGUAACUCGAAGACUGUAGCUCCGCUUUUUCUCCUGGAAGGUUAGGCGUGAGUGACUGACCGUAGACUAUCGUUCCAGUGUGUGCAUGUCCUACGGACCACCGGAUGAUAAAGUGAGACCUCGCAAGUGCAUUUUGGACUGAGAUAACUACGAACGUAGAUCGAAAAGGGAUUCAAAAAAUGUUCUGUGAACUGGGGGAGGGUUUUACACAUCGAGGGGCCCGUUGUGCAGCUACUGGUCUUAUCUCUCUUCUAAGAUGCCGUGUGGCUCCAGUGGUCUCCAACUGUUGAGUUUGUAAUGUUGGAAUUAUUUAUUUGAUGUCUGUAAAACGGGUGGAGGAGGACUCGUGACCAUAUGCAGUUGUAUGUAAUGGUCCUGUUAAAGAGGGAGAGGUUUGGAAACUC
This is a messenger RNA of Ornithorhynchus anatinus (platypus), 2273 nucleotides long. RefSeq names its product Rho related BTB domain containing 3 (gene RHOBTB3). NCBI's taxonomy places the organism in Eukaryota, Metazoa, Chordata, Mammalia, Monotremata, Ornithorhynchidae. Gene Ontology annotation, cellular component: cytoplasm. Gene Ontology annotation, biological process: proteasome-mediated ubiquitin-dependent protein catabolic process; regulation of proteolysis. Bases 33 to 1874 code for a protein of 613 amino acids. Gene Ontology annotation, molecular function: GTPase activity; GTP binding; ubiquitin protein ligase binding. The record is from RefSeq and is a predicted model, not a curated record. The transcript has 12 exons.